Molecule: messenger RNA, 930 nt
Organism: Fusarium coffeatum
Lineage: Eukaryota; Fungi; Ascomycota; Sordariomycetes; Hypocreales; Nectriaceae
Exons: 1
Coding region: 1-930 (309 amino acids)
Molecular function (GO): hydrolase activity
Source: RefSeq, a predicted model, not a curated record
AUGACGCGCUGGAAGAUCAGCACCCGCUUCCUCAUCAUCUCCGACACGCACAGCAAACAGUUCCCUGAUGACCGCGUACCUUUCACUCCAGUUGACGUAGCCAUCCACUGCGGCGAUCUGACCCAACACUCAAAACUUUACGAAUUCGAAUCCGCGAUCAAUCUUCUCAAACAGCUCAACGCUCCUCUCAAGCUUGUCAUUGCAGGGAACCAUGACUUCACGCUUGACAAGCCUACUUAUAAGAAAAUGAGAGCGGAGAUAGCGCCUCCGAAUAUGGGGAGGGUGGAGAUGGAGUAUGGGUGUCCUGGAGAAGCGACACGUUUAAUGGAAAGUGCUGCAGAGUACGGAAUCGUAUACCUGACAGAGGGCGUGCACCACUUCGAUCUUGACAACAGGGCGCAUCUGGUCGUUUACACGAGUCCGUAUACUCUUUCAGAAGAUCCCUGGGGUUUCCAAUACAACAUCUAUGAAGGCCACGACUGGAAGAUAAACGAACAAGUCGACAUAAUGAUCACUCACGGUCCCCCGCUGCAAAUCCUCGAUCAAGGCCGUUGCGAAAAACAUAUCGGCUGUCCGGAUCUCUUCAGAACAGUAGCCCAAGCAAAGCCUCUAAUGCAUUGCUUCGGCCACACACAUAGCAGCUGGGGUGCUGAGCUGAUUAGGUGGCGAGAUUGCCGACUUGAGAAGUUCUCGCAUGCUACUGCUAUUGAUGAGAAGGAGUCAAUAGUGCUGGAGAAUCUUGACAAGGUAAAAUGGGGGAGGAAGGAGUAUGAGAAGGAUAGGGUUGUGUUUACGAAGCAUGGGAGAGGAGAUUAUAUGGAGGUUAGGAGGAAGGUUGAUACGCUUUUUGUUAAUGCUGCUAUUCAGGGGAUGAGGAAGGGUUCUUUCAAUUUUCCUUUCGUGGUUGAGUUGGAUCUUCCUAUAAGUUGA